Tarenaya hassleriana is the source of this 1199-nucleotide messenger RNA. Its product is annotated as ER membrane protein complex subunit 3-like. Lineage: Eukaryota; Viridiplantae; Streptophyta; Magnoliopsida; Brassicales; Cleomaceae. The record is from RefSeq and is a predicted model, not a curated record. The transcript has 8 exons. Gene Ontology annotation, biological process: protein folding in endoplasmic reticulum. Gene Ontology annotation, cellular component: EMC complex; membrane. The coding region runs from base 203 to 943 and encodes 246 amino acids.
CUCUGGCUGGAUAAGAGGAUUCGGAACCAGUGAAUCGGUGAUCGGCAAAAAAAAAAGAAAAAAAAAAGGGCGCAAUCUUCUUCAUCGGAAACUCAUACUCGAGGUCGUGUUUCCUUCAGCGGAUCGAGCAGAGAGGAGAAGCAGGCGAAGACGGUAGUUCGAACCCUAGGGUGAGAGUUCGAAGUAGAAGCGAGCUUCAUCAAUGGCGGAGGAUCUGGUUCUAGACACAGCGAUUAGAGAUUGGGUUCUCAUCCCUCUCUCCGUCGUCAUGGUCCUCAUCGGUAUUCUCCGCUACUUUGUCGCCAAGCUCAUGCGCUCUUCUCAGCCUCCAGAUCCUAAGAUUGUCAAAGAAGGGCAGGUUAUUGUUAGGGCUCGGAACCUGAAGGCUGGUGCCAAUUUUAUACCUCCCAAAUCUUUCCGAGCUCGGAGAUUCUACUUCAGCAACGACGAGAAUGGUUUACUGCAUGUUCCUAAGGACCAAGCUCAGAAUGCACAAGCCCAGAUGUUUUCAGAUCCUAAUAUGGCCAUGGACAUGAUGAAGAAAAACCUUUCGAUGAUCAUCCCGCAGACGCUCACUUUUGCCUGGGUCAACUUCUUCUUCUCUGGAUUUGUUGCAGCCAAAAUACCAUUCCCACUGACUCAGAGGUUCAGGUCAAUGUUACAGAAUGGCAUCGACUUGAGCACUGUCGAUGUCAGCUAUGUGAGCAGUCGUUCAUGGUACUUCCUCAACUUGUUUGGAUUGAGAGGUUUAUUCAGUCUCAUUUUGGGAGAUGAAAAUGCAAUCGACGACACUCAACGGAUGAUGCAAAUGGGUGGAUUUGGGUUCGAUCCUUCAAAGAGCCUGAGCGCAGAGAAGGACGGCCUCGACAUAAUUCAGCACGAGUGGGCUCUCCCUAGAUUCGAGCAGCGUGCAGAAUGCGUGUUGAGAAAACUCGUUCGCUGAACAUGGUAACUUGGAACAUGAGAAUAUUCUUCAUCUUCUGUCUCUACUUGCCUUCACUUGAAUUUCACCAUCUGCUUCUUCUGUCAUGUUACGAAAAUGUCUCGAGUUUGUAGAAACCUCUACACGAAAUCUGAUAUAUUACCUAAGCUUCUCAAGUCAGAAUAUUCGAUAGCUGGAUGCUUUAUGUGCUUUUCUCCAGAAACUCAUGUACCAAAUAUCAUAUGGUUUCGGUUUAGUUCAUUCUUGAUUUGGUUUU